Rhagoletis pomonella (apple maggot) is the source of this 2823-nucleotide messenger RNA. Its product is annotated as very long-chain-fatty-acid--CoA ligase bubblegum-like. Bases 106 to 2106 code for a protein of 666 amino acids. The transcript has 8 exons. NCBI's taxonomy places the organism in Eukaryota, Metazoa, Arthropoda, Insecta, Diptera, Tephritidae. The record is from RefSeq and is a predicted model, not a curated record. Gene Ontology annotation, molecular function: long-chain fatty acid-CoA ligase activity. Gene Ontology annotation, cellular component: membrane; endoplasmic reticulum.
UGGUUUUUAAUAUCGCGAUUAUUUAUUCAACCGCCUUAUUUUAUUUUAUUUUUUCUGGAUUUUUUUUCAGUUUUCGCUACCUCUCACUUUUGAGCUAUCGCAGCCAUGACCACUUGGGAAACUCUAUACAACCGUCCAGGUCCCAAUCGUUUGCUACCCGCCGAGUCAUAUAGCACAACUGAUCCUACAGAGCCAGUGAAAAUUCGUAAAGCCGCCGAUGGCCUAGGUGCUGAGGAGCCUAUUUCCAUUCCUGGCAUGCUGAAACGUACCGUAAACAAUUAUGGUGAUUAUCCAGCAUUGCGGACGAAGAAUGAGAAUAAGGAAUAUGAGACAGUAACAUACAAGCAAUAUGAACAAAAAGUGCAUCAAGCCGCCAAGGCGUUCAUCAAGCUCGGACUGGAGCCGCAUCACUCAGUGGGUGUGCUAUCCUUUAAUUGCGCCGAAUGGUUCUACUCCGCCAUGGGUGCCAUACACGCUGGUGGUAUUAUCGCUGGAAUUUAUACGACUAACUCAGCGGAGGCUUGUUUCCACGUUUUGGAAAAUUCGCGUGCACAAAUCGUCAUUGUCGACGAGUCCAAGCAAAUGGAUAAGAUUAAAGAGAUUAGAGAUAAGUUGCCACAUUUGAAAGCGGCUAUUCAAAUACAAGAACCAUAUGCGCCGUAUAUGAAGAAAGAGGAUGGCUACUAUAGGUGGUCGGAAAUUGAAGCAAUGACGGUUGCUGAUGUCGAGGAGGAAUACAAGAAGCGUCUGGAGAAUAUUGCCAUCAACCAGUGCUGUUGUCUGGUAUACACGUCUGGUACAGUGGGCAUGCCCAAGGGCGUUAUGCUUAGCCACGACAACCUCUACUUCAAUACGCGCGCUAUUACCAAGUCGCUGCACAAUAUUAUCGCCGGCGCUGAGGUGGUCGUCUCCUAUCUGCCGCUCUCCCAUGUGGCCGCACAGACUGUGGAUAUUUACACAGUAGGUUCCAUAGCCGGUUGCAUUUACUUCGCCGACAAGGAUGCUUUGAAGGGCACACUGGUGAAGACACUGCAAGAUGCGCGCCCCACACGAUUUAUGGGUGUACCGCGUGUCUAUGAAAAAUUCCAGGAACGUAUGGUGGCCGUUGGCUCGUCGAGUGGUGGUUUGAAAAAGGCGCUCGCCAGCUGGGCUAAGGGUGUGACGCUGCGUCAUUACAUGGAGACACAUGGCAAAGGCCCCGGUAGCUUUGGAUAUAAUAUCGCUAAGAAGUUGGUUAUGUCCAAGGUGAAGCAAGCGCUUGGUUUCGAUCGUGUUAUUACACUUGUCACCGCUGCGGCGCCCAUGUCACCUGAGACUAAGAAGUAUUUCCUCAGCUUAGAUUUGAAACUCUUGGAUGCUUUUGGUAUGUCGGAAGUUGGUGGUUGCCAUACAGUAUGCGCUCCAGAUACACAACCGCUCAAUUCGAUUGGCAAAACGUUGGCUGGUUGUGAAACGAAAAUAAUCAACAAAGACGAAAAUGGACACGGUGAGAUUUGCAUACGCGGUCGACACGUUUUCAUGGGCUACAUUUACAACAAAGAGAAAACCGUUGAAGCGCUCGACGAAGACGGUUGGUUGCACUCUGGUGAUGUGGGUUAUAUUGACGACAAAGGCCACAUCUAUAUCACAGGCCGCUCCAAGGAGAUCAUCAUCACAGCCGGUGGUGAAAAUAUACCACCAGUGCAUAUUGAGAAUUUGAUAAAGAAAGAAUUGGAAGGCAUAUCGAAUGCCUUCUUGGUGGGUGAGCAACGCAAGUAUCUCACCGUGUUGCUGACAAUAAAGACCGAAAUGGAUAUCGAAACUGGCGCCCCACUCGACGAUCUCUCGCAUGAGUCGCUCACAUGGGUGAAGAGUUUGGGUGUUGAACACAAGACAUUGAGUGAAAUUCUGAAGGCUGGCCCCUGCCCCAAAGUGUGGAAAUCUAUUGAGGAUGCCAUUAAGCGUGCCAACAAGCUGGCCAUUUCCAAUGCGCAGAAGGUGCAGAAAUUCGCAAUACUGCCACAUGACUUCUCCAUUCCAACGGGUGAAUUGGGUCCGACUUUGAAGGUGAAACGUAAUGUUGUCUCCAAACAGUAUGCCGAUAUCAUUGAAGGCCUUUAUGCUUGAGUUAUGUAUGUAACUUGAGUUUUGGGAAGCAUAGUAGUACAACCGAGGCUGUUCGUAAUUCCUACAAAUUUGCUGAAUUAACAUUAAAAUAGUUAGAGAAAGUUAUAUCUAGAGAAAUUACUAACAAAAAAGGCAUACAUAAGAAAGCAAACGAGUUUGCCUAUAUUACAACAAAAAUUGCCGGGCUGUAUAGUAGAAUUAAAAAAAAAAAAUAACAAAUUUACUAUAUCUAUAGUAUAUGACUUAUGUAAGUUUAGUUUCUUUAGCCAAUAAAGCAAAGCAAGUUUGUAAUAUUUACAUAUACAUAAAGGAUCUUAAAGCUGAAUUCUUAACCGCUGUAUGCUGUUCAUUUUGUGAAUUUCUAUUUACAACAAACUUUCUUGUUAUUUCUAAUUAUCCUGCCUACAUAUGUACAUAUAUGGCCUACUUCAAUGCUAAUUUUUAAAUGAACUUGAUUUUAGAAUGUGUUUAACAACAAGGAUUUUAUAUGAAAAUUGAUUGGAGUUAAAAUUUUAUGAUUUGAUAGAAACUAUUCACAUAAACAUACACUUACUUACAAGGACAACAUACAUACAAACAUAUGUACCUACCUACAUAUACAUAUAACUAUGUAAAUAGAUUUCAUUACUUUAGCUUUAAAAGAAACUGUUAUUGUACAAUGAAACCUAGGAAAACAUUCGUUGAAAAUAAAAUAUAAAACAAGUACUGAGAAAAAGU